CGCGCUUUCUGUAUGCAGUACCCAACAAAGUCACGUGGUUUCUUCAUGGUUAGCUCCAGAUACCUACACCAGCAAGACAAAGCGAGCGAAAUUCCGAAGAUCUCGACAGGAUAAACAUGAGUCUCCGGAAGCAAACCCCAAGUGAUUUCUUGAAACAAAUCAUUGGAAGACCAGUGGUGGUCAAACUGAAUUCAGGAGUGGAUUACAGAGGUGUACUUGCAUGUCUGGAUGGCUACAUGAACAUUGCUGUUGAACAAACAGAAGAGUACGUAAAUGGACAGUUAAAGAACAAGUAUGGCGAUGCAUUUUUGAGAGGGAACAAUGUUUUGUAUAUCAGCACCCAGAAGAGAAAGCUGUGAAGAGGAUGGCCGUUUUUCCAUUUCAUGCUAUUUGUUUAUGGUUGUAUUUACAAAUCACCGUUCACAGUUUCUCAGUUUCAGUUAGUUGUGUAACCACCCCUUUGGAGAUUGAGGCACAUUUGGGCAUGUAGUUGCAGCAGUUGCAGCAUGAUGCAAUAAAUUAUGUUUUGGAUGUU
Molecule: messenger RNA, 535 nt
Organism: Clupea harengus (Atlantic herring)
Lineage: Eukaryota; Metazoa; Chordata; Actinopteri; Clupeiformes; Clupeidae
Gene: lsm6
Product: LSM6 homolog, U6 small nuclear RNA and mRNA degradation associated
Biological process (GO): maturation of SSU-rRNA; mRNA splicing, via spliceosome
Cellular component (GO): U6 snRNP; nucleolus; sno(s)RNA-containing ribonucleoprotein complex
Molecular function (GO): RNA binding
Source: RefSeq, a predicted model, not a curated record